AUGGUUAGGAUUUCCGAGGCUAUCAAGGAGGACCACCGGUUGCUGCGGGAAUAUCAUGAUAAGAUCAUCAAUGCGGGAGAUGAGGAAACGGGAACCCGUUGGGGUAACCAGUUCACGUGGGAACUCGCCCGUUAUACAGUAGCGGAAGAGCUUGUUGUCAAUCCAGCUCUUGAAAGCUAUAUGGACCAUGGGAAGAUCAUGGCGGACAAAGAUAGAAGAGAGCAACAGGAGAUCAAGGAACAAUUGUACAAGUUCCAGAACAUGUCCGCUCAGGACCCAGAGUUUCGCCCGACGCUGGACGGCAUCAUGGAACGUUUGAAUAAACAUAUUCACGAAGAAGAGGAGGAGGACCUAGCGUCCUUGGAGUCUGUCAUUCAGCUAGAUGAGUCUGAAUCUUUGGCAAAGAAAUUCAAGAGGACCAAAAUGUUCGUGCCAACCCGCGCUCACCCGCAUGCUCCUAAAAUUACGACGUUUGCGUCCGUUGUGAGCUUUUUGGAAGCUCCUCUCGACAAGCUUGAGGAUAUGCUGAGGCGCUUUCCCGAGGAGGAGGAUGAGUAG
Blastomyces dermatitidis ER-3 is the source of this 558-nucleotide messenger RNA. Its product is annotated as HHE domain-containing protein. The record is from RefSeq and is a predicted model, not a curated record. NCBI's taxonomy places the organism in Eukaryota, Fungi, Ascomycota, Eurotiomycetes, Onygenales, Ajellomycetaceae. The coding region runs from base 1 to 558 and encodes 185 amino acids. The transcript is spliced from 3 exons.